AGAUCGAUUCGGACCAUCUUGGAAGAUGCAGCGCAAUCAAGGUUGGUGUGCCUAUCGCCUCGCGCGUCUUUGCGGUACACGGCCGAUGCUUGUGUGGGGCAGCGCAUGUGUGACGAAAAGACGGACAUUCUCGUCACCACCGCACCCGCUCUCUACAGCGCUUACAGCUCGUGCCCUGACGAAGGGGCCGUCUAGGCCGCAACAACAAUCGCAGUGCGGCAGAUACACUGCAAUGACGUGCAGUUGGCGAGCAGCAUCUUCCUCUUCCCUCAGGUCUGGUCAAAACAGUAGCGACGGUCAUCGUGACCAGCAAGCCUCUGUCGAUUCACCUUCGCUUUCCAGCGAGCUCACGAACGUGAACGCGCCCUUCUCUCCACCGUUCACCGCAGUCGAUGCGUCCCUGCAACGGCUCGAGAAGGUGCAAGCUGCCGAGAGCAGCAGCAGCAGCAGCAGCAGCAGUCGUGCACCGCGUAAAUCAACGAGGAUGAGCGCCGACGCCAUCGGCAAGAGCAAACACGGCCCCCGCACGGCGAAGGCCCUCAAAGUCAAACCAAAAGCCCCAUGGGGUGUGCAACAGCUUCGCGAUUCGUGGAGCGAGGAUGCCAUGUCAAAGCGUGACCGCGACAACAUGGACGAGCGCAUUCAUCGUGAGUACCGCUACCACCCGGACGAAGUCCGCCGCCACUACAUCCGCUACACCGCCUUCCUUACCGUCCCCUGCAUUCUUCUGGGGAUGUCGUGCACGUACUACUACGAGACCGGUCGCCCGAUCUGGACGGCCGAUCCGCAGCACCUACUCAAUUUGCUGCGCUUCCUGGACACCUCGCCACGGAGUAAGUUGUACGCCUAUAAAACGGAGGAGUCGGAGGUGCUGCCGCCCCAUGUGCUGGCGUACCGCAAAGCGCACGAAGGGGAGCGUGUCUACGCUGAAAAGGUAUUUCGACUCACCCACUCCGCUUUUGAGCGGCCCAGCGAGGAUGUGCUGCGGCGGCUGGAGCUGGAGGAGAAAUUGAAGCAGAUGGAGACGACAGCCGUGGUGGAUGCAGGGACCUUGAUAGACGGGUCCGAGGACGCCGCAUUGGAUGAUGUGUAA
Leptomonas pyrrhocoris is the source of this 1093-nucleotide messenger RNA. RefSeq lists its product as hypothetical. The coding region runs from base 26 to 1093 and encodes 355 amino acids. The transcript has a single exon. The record is from RefSeq and is a predicted model, not a curated record. NCBI's taxonomy places the organism in Eukaryota, Euglenozoa, Kinetoplastea, Trypanosomatida, Trypanosomatidae.